AUGGGUCUUGUGAGAGGUGUCCCAGCUGAUUGGUCGAUGCAAGAAUUUGUCGAAACCCUGGAAAUUCCUGAAGGUAUUGGUAUAGUCCUCAAGGCCAGACGCCUAAACCGCAAGACAAACUCCGAUGGUCAAAUUAAUUGGAUUCCAACACAAACUGUUGUUUUAACCUUUCAGGGACAAACCCUUCCGGAGAGAAUAUUCUCCUGUCAUAGUUCCCUCCGCGUUGAAACGUACCAACUCCCAACAAUUCAAUGUCUCAACUGUUGUAGAUUUGGUCACGUAAAGUCACAAUGCCGUUCUAAGCCUAGGUGUUUUCGUUGUACUUUAGCCCAUCCUGGUGAUGAUUGUAAUAUCCCUGAAAUAGAGUCAUUAUGUUUAUUUUGUACUGCCUCGCACUAUGCGACCAACAAAGCUUGUCCUGAGCAUAAUCGACAAAAAAACAUAAAGAGUUGUAUGUCUCAGGAGAGCAUUUCUUAUCUCGAAGCAUCGGCUCGGUUCAGACCUAUCAGUGGCAAAACUUUCGCAGACUCUGUUAAAACAACGCCCUCCCCUUCAUUCAAUGUAUCCCAGCCCAUUAUUAUACCUUCCCAAGUUUCCCGUCAGACAACAUCAUACAGGAAAACGGUAUUUCUCCCUCCUCGCUCUAGGCCAACAUCAGGAAAAUCCUUUGAUAAGGCGGCCCAUGAGGCCAUUACUUCCAAUUUUCCCUCCUCUUUACCCAAUGGUUGUGCCGUAAGCUCCCCAACCCUUAUCAACAAUGAAGUCUCCCCAAAUGAAAAUCUUCUUGACUGCUUAUGGGCAGUCAUUUGUAACAUGCUAUCUAAAUAUGAUGACAUCCCCAUACCUAUUCGCAGUAAAAAAUCCGAAUUAACCUUUCUCAUCAAUAAAUUCGCUCCAUCUAUUCUAGCCAUUUCGGAGACUUGGUUAUUGCCGGGUUCCCGCUUUAGGGUUUCUGGGUAUCGAUGUCUCCGAGAUGACAGGGAUGAUGGCUAUGCUGGCUGUGCCUUUUUGGUCAGCCGAUCCCUCACCUUCCACUCAUUAUCUCUUCCUCAUUGUGAUGGUAUUAAUGCUGUUGCUAUGAGAGCUUUUAAUAUCUCGUUUAUUUCUGUUUAUAUUCCCCACCCCCAUAUCGACCUCAUUUCUGAUAUACGUUCUAUUAUCCUUUCGGUUCCUCCUCCUGUUGUCAUGUUGGGUGAUUUCAAUGCCCACCAUGUUUCUUGGGGUUGUCAUUCCUCAGAUUCUUUUGGGUCCCUUCUACUAGAUUUACUCGAUGAUAUAAACAUAAGUGUCUUGAAUAAUGGUUGUCCUACGAGAAGGAGUCUUCCAUCUCAGAAUCCCGCUAACGCAGUGGAUUUAUCACUUUGUUCUCCUGAUCUUUCCCUUUUCUAUCCUGGCGUGUUUUUAAGAGCACUUGUGGGAGUGACCACUUCCCCAUUUUAA
This is a messenger RNA of Pieris macdunnoughi, 1440 nucleotides long. The record is from the annotation of a GenBank genome assembly. NCBI's taxonomy places the organism in Eukaryota, Metazoa, Arthropoda, Insecta, Lepidoptera, Pieridae.